AAUUCUCCCGUUUACACCGAGAGCAAAAGCAAAAGAAGAAAGGAAAACCGUUCCAAAUUGCAAUUUUUUUUUGGAUCAGGUUAAUAAUCAGUGCAUUAGCUAGCGAGAUUGUCCGGAAAAAAAAAUUAAGCAAACAAUUAAAAAAAUGGUAAGACCAUCAUCGUCAUCAGGGCAACAGUCUGAUAGGAAUCAUGAGCCCAAGUACAAGGGUGUUAGAAAGAGAAAGUGGGGGAAGUGGGUGUCCGAAAUCAGACUACCCAAUAGUCGGGAGAGAAUAUGGUUAGGAUCUUAUGACACGCCCCUAAAAGCGGCGCGUGCAUUCGACGCAGCCUUGUAUUGUUUACGUGGUAGCGGUGCCAAGUUUAAUUUCCCCGACAAUCCACCGGACAUUGUUGGUGGGCAGUCACUUAGUUCGCAAGAAAUACAAGAAGUUGCUGCCAGGUUUGCUAAUGAGGAGCCAACAUCGUCGUCGACUGCUAUGAGAGGUGAAUCAUCAGAACAUGUGGAGAAUGACACAUCAUCGUCGUCUGAUGGUGGAGCUGGAGAUACUAUAGAUUGGUCGUUUUUGAACUUGUUGGAUUCUAGCGAGGGUGCUUCAGAUUUUGGACUCUAUCAUGGGCUGGACCAUAUGGGUGGUGAUUAUUAUCCACCACCACCGCCUCCGUCUGAAUAUAGCAUCAGUGGGGAUGAUCACAAUGGAGAUGAAGCUUACUCUCAACAGUCAUUUCUUUGGAACUUUUAAAGGGAUUGAUUCAAAUUUUGGUAAAUUCUAUCCUAGAUUCCAAGUAUAACUCAGGAAUUCCGGCGAAUUUUAGCUGCCGGCUCCCUGAUCUGAUUCUUCUUCUACAAAAUCCACACAAAUGCUGCUCCGUUUUUUCCCCUCAAGUCCAGGAAGGAUCUGGCAUGUGAUAGGGACAUGGCCCAGCAUAUAGGAAUUAAUUAUUUUUACUCCUAGAAACAAAUAAUGGUGUCCAUUUAUUGCAGAGAGCCAUUGUUUUAGGAGGUAUAUUUUCUAUGAUUUUUUGUCCCAUACAGUUCCAAUAUAUAAUGUGAAAUGCCAAUUGUUUUUUCU
Populus nigra (black poplar) is the source of this 1072-nucleotide messenger RNA. Its product is annotated as ethylene-responsive transcription factor ERF017-like. Gene Ontology annotation, biological process: regulation of DNA-templated transcription. Bases 146 to 742 code for a protein of 198 amino acids. Gene Ontology annotation, molecular function: DNA-binding transcription factor activity; DNA binding. NCBI's taxonomy places the organism in Eukaryota, Viridiplantae, Streptophyta, Magnoliopsida, Malpighiales, Salicaceae. The record is from RefSeq and is a predicted model, not a curated record. The transcript has a single exon.